AUGCUGUCCGAUCUCCCCUCAGAGAUAAUCUAUCACAUUGCAACAUAUCUCCCAACAGCCAAUGCAUUGGCCCAUCUAGCCCAGACAUGUCAUCGACUGAACAAGAUUAUCACAGCCGAAGAUUCGAGGAUCUUCCGAGCCUUUGUUCAAAGCAGAUUCCUGGCUGUUAAGACACCUCCGUAUUGGAAAGAUGCGGCUCAGGCCCUGACUUCCCGGUCCCGGGCUCUGGACAGGAAAGCCAUCAUCGGGCGAUUCGUUGUGCCAUCAGAAACUGCCAUCGAGAUCGGUUGUCCUGAGGUCUCACGUUCAGACAAUCCGACCUUGGGAUACCGGCCUGUGAUCGACUCGUACGAAGUGUGGAAUGGUAAAGGCUGGGCUGAUAGGAAAGAGGUACUCGCCUGGGGUGCUGCCAACCAGCUGGUGAUGAGGUUCAAGCAAACUGGUGCUCUUCCUCAAGAGAAGUGGGUCAUGUUCAAUGAUGUUGAGGAUGUCAGCAGCUAUGAUGAUAUCUCUUCCCUGCAUCUUCUGUCCUCGAGACCAGAAUACAGCCAUGAUACCGAUAUCGAGCAUCUCAUUUUUGGUCGAAUCCGAGGUGACAUUGUUCACAUUGCAAUUUCACCGAAAGACGCCACCCACAGCUACAAGAAAAAAUUCCUCACAUAUGGACUAAAACUCGACAACACAGAUCUAAGUGACGACCCAGAACCUGUCCUGGCAGCUCAUUUUGACAACGGAUCCAUCGCCCUCUACCACACAGCAACAGACAAAGAACAAGUCGACCCAUUCACAUGGCUCCGCCCAGACGGCACGCUACGAAACAAAUACUCAAAACUGCUAUCCUCAUCCCUAGUCGUAGUAUCAACAGGAGACAUCAAAGAAUCCCUAUGCAUUUCAAAAGUCACACCUAACGGCAUCUUCCCUCACCGAACAAUCAGCAUCAACAGCCUAAACUCCGACUUCACAAGCCUAUCAACAAAGGCCAACAUCGGCGCCAUCGAACCUCUCAACACCCACCCCCUCGCCGGUCCCUCAGGCGAAGUCUUCCUAGCCGCAUGGGACGACUUCACAGUCCGACUGCACGACCUACGCUCUCCGCGACCCUACGAAGUCGCCUACAAAGACAUAACAGACCUCAAUCCCAUCUACAGUCUCCGCACAUUCGGACACAACCACUUCCUAGCCGGAGCUGGCGGCGAAGCCUUGGUUAAGAUCUUCGAUAUGCGCAUGUGCAAUACGUACAGCUAUCUCGAUGCGCAGGUACCCAGUCCAUCUCAAAUACAUACCAACCAACUCAACCCCAACGGCAAAAAUACAACGAACAAAAUAACCGCGGGUUCUCCUCUCCACUCACAAAAGGAUUUCUCAGUCUUUCUCUCUAAUCCCGCACCCGUCCCACGCACCUCCCGAGCCCGUCGGCGUCUCCACUACCGCGGUCCAAUCUACACAAUGUCUACACCAUCUCCAUCCUCACCAACCGUGUACGCAGGCAUCGUCGACGGAGUCGUGAGUCUAGAUUUCGCAUCUACAGAUGACCUAACCGGAUCGCGGAAGGGGUGGUACGAGGAUAAUCUGGGGUUGGGACUAAAUACUGGUCCAGGACCGUCAUCUGAUGUGACUCGAGAUGUGAUUGAUCUGGCUGGGUAUGAGCGUCCGAAUGUGGAUAGUCAUAGUACUACGACUAUUACAUCUAAGUUGAGGAAUCAGCGGGCGUUUUGGGAGAUUCCUUCUUCUGAUGAGGGACUUGAGAUUGUUACUGGUUGGGAUCGGAGAUGGAAGCCUUUGGAGGAGGCUGGGGCUUGGAGGAGGAGGGAUUGA
Molecule: messenger RNA, 1815 nt
Organism: Penicillium arizonense
Lineage: Eukaryota; Fungi; Ascomycota; Eurotiomycetes; Eurotiales; Aspergillaceae
Product: F-box protein
Exons: 1
Coding region: 1-1815 (604 amino acids)
Molecular function (GO): protein binding
Source: RefSeq, a predicted model, not a curated record